GAGAGAGAGAGAGAGAGAGAGAGAGAGAGAGAGAGAGAGAGAGAGAGAGAGAGAGAGAGAGAGAGAGAGAGAGAGAGAGAGAGAGACCUUAUUGAAAAGAAAAGCGGAGGUCGGCUCGGGGAGGAUCAGCUUUGUCCAUCGGUGUGGGGUUGGGGGUGCAUGCUUGUCCUCUCCAGUGGGCUUCCUCCUUUGUGAGAGAGAGAGAGUUAACAAAAGACAAAGAAUGUGCAAUAAACAGAGAGGAGAAUGUCGACCGGCGGAGGAGGCUGGAGCGGGGAUGCCUGGUCUGGGCAGGAGAACCAGUGUGGUACUACUACUGGCUCUCCUGGUAGCCAUGGUUCAGGGACAGGUGGAGGUAAUGGGGAACAUGCUGCAGGAUGGACCCGGGAAGCUGGAGGCCUCCAUGCACUCCUCCAUACUGUCAGACUUCCAGGAGGUGGAGGCCUUGGAGCCGGUGGCGGCUACAGUCUAUCAGGCUGAAGUAGGAGCAGCAGGGGGGGAGUCAGGAAUCCCCGACUCGUCUGCUGUGGUGGGCCGGGUGUUUCAGAUGAAGGUCCCGUUGAAGACGGACCACACCAGCAACACUAAGAUCACUGAGUCUGGCAAGGAGACGCUACCAACAUGGCUACACUGGAAGAGCAACAUCCUACAGGGUCUACCACUGGAGGAGGACAAGGGUGUCCACUACAUCGCCGUCUCCACAUCAAACGGCAGCCAGGACAUCUUCUCCAUCGAGGUGCACCCAGAGGAACAUGUGGACCCGAUCCAGCUAGCCAUUCAGUCAGCAUCCAACAAUGAGGUCAAGCCGUUUGUCUGCGGCACAGAGGAACCGGUGACGGUACUCACAGUGAUUCUGGACGCCGACCUCACCAAGAUGAGCUCCAGGCAGAGGGUGGAGCUGCUGGGCAAAAUGAAGAAGUUCUCUGGCGUGGAGCUCCAGCACAUGAAGAUACUUCCCGUGGUCAACAACAGAUUGUUCGACAUGACCGCCUUCAUGGCCGGACCGGGAAAUGCCAAAAAGGUGGUGGAGAACGGAGCCCUGUUAUCCUGGAAGCUGGGCUGUUCCCUGGACCAGAGCAAUGUCCCCAACAUCAGCAGCGUCCAAGCGCCAGCGAAAGAAGGCACUAUGUCUGCUCAGCUGGGAUACCCUGUGGUCGGUUGGCACAUCGCCAACAAGAAGCCUCAUAUCCCCAAACGGGUGAGGCGCCAGCUCAACAAUACCCCUACCCCGGUUCUUGUUGUGCUUCCCCCAACGUCUGUCGUCGAGCCCCCUAUUCGCAUUGUACCCACCCUGUCGUCACCUGCCAUUGCUGCCCCCACAGACAGCUCUGCCCCACCCAUGAGAGGACCUGUGCCCUUGCCCAUGAAGCCCACGAUCCGUGUUAGAGACUCAUAUGCCCACACUCCCACUCAGGGUGCACCCCUGCCAACCAGAGUGAUGGAGUCCACUAGUACCAUCUCCAUUGAGCCCACUAUGACCAGGCAUACCGUUGUGGAAGCUACACCGACACUCCCUCCACCCACCACAGUUGCCACCAGAAAGCCAACCAAGAAACCAAAGAGACCGAAGACCACUCCGAUGCCAAGGGAGUCCAAGACCACCACAGCCAAACCAGCCAGGCGCACCACCCCUUCGUCCAUCGUGCCUGACCCAAGAAACGAGAAGCCAGAUCUCCGCAACCCCAUCGAUCAGGUCAAUGCCUUCGUGGGCACAUACUUUGAAGUGAAGAUCCCAUCCGAUACGUUCUUUGACAAGGAGGACGGUACAACAGACAAACUAAGGUUGACCUUGAGGAUGAACCACAACGAAGUUGUUGGGGAUGACUCCUGGAUACAGUUUAAUAGCACAAGCCAGCUGCUAUACGGUCUUCCAGACUCAAAUCACGUUGGGAAGCAUGAGUACUUCAUGCAGGCCACCGAUAAGGGUGGUCUGAACGCGAUCGACGCCUUCGAGGUCCGUGUGAACCGCUGGGCAUCCAACGAUAAGUCCCCGGUCCUGUUCCAGGCCCGCUUACACGGAGAACCGCGCCUGGUGACCAAUGACAUCCACAAGAAGAUUCUGCUCAUCAAGAAGCUGGCAUACUCGUUCGGUGACCGCAACAGCAGCACGGUCACCCUGAGGAACAUCACCAAGGGAUCCAUCGUGGUGGAGUGGACCAACAACAGCCUCCAGCAGAACCCUUGUCCCAAGGAGCAGAUUCAGACCAUGUCCAGGAGGAUCUCUGAUGCCCAGGGAAGGCCCUCCCAGACCUUCGUCUCCGCCAUGGAACCGGACUUCAUACCCAUCAGCAUCAAGGUCAAAGGAACGGGUGCCUGCCGGAACUACAUGUUUGUCCCGCCUGGUGAAAUCACUAUCCCUAUCCCUCCAGCUGUCACGCCGUCACUGGGCACCGGACGCCAGAGCACAGACGACGUCUACCUCCACACAGUGAUUCCGGCCGUGGUGGUGGCGGCCAUCUUGCUGAUCGCUGGCAUCAUCGCCAUGAUCUGCUACCGCAAGAAGCGCAAAGGAAAGCUGACCAUCGAGGACCAGGCUACCUUCAUCAAGAAGGGUGUGCCCAUCAUCUUCGCCGACGAGCUUGACGACUCCAAGCCGCCCCCGUCCUCCUCCAUGCCGCUCAUCCUGCAGGAGGAGAAACCCCCUCUUCCCCCACCGGAAUACCCUAACAUGGCCAGUCCAGAGACCACCCCCCUGAACCAGGAUCUUCUGGGUGAGUACACGGCUCUGAGGGACGAGGACCCCAACGCGCCCCCCUACCAGCCCCCGCCCCCCUUCACCGCACCCAUGGAAGGUAAAGGAUCUCGUCCAAAGAACAUGACCCCUUACAGAUCCCCACCACCUUACGUGCCACCCUAAGGGUUUAGCAGGCUCCUCCAGAGAAGGAGGAGGGAAGCAGGGGGACUUGUAACGGUCUCAAUCCAGUGUCUGUUUGGAAAUAAGGGGUGGGAGGAGGAGGACAAAGUGGGAACAAACUUUGGAUUUUGGGUUGGGAGGGUUAUGGGGUGAUCUGAUUGAAGUUCAAGUUAUUGGAAAGAUGGGAGGGAGGGAGAACUAGAUGUUAGCCGCGGCGACAGUAGCCACAAAAAGGACACUAUUCAGUCUGUCGUCUCAUUGGCUACAGCUGAAUGGCUAGUUUGGGAAGAGACGCCCCUCUAGUCCCAGCGCUUUUUUUUCUCUGUUUGAAACUUAAUGGGCUUUUGUUUUAAUUUAGUUAUUUGGUUCUGUUUAGUUUUUUUUUUUUUUUUUUUGGGGGCUGACUUCAAACGACUUGCUUAAUAAAACUAUUUUUAUGUUAUUUUAUCUUGAAUAAUACAAGAAGAUAAUAAACAAACACACUGCAGGCAUAAAAUGUUUUUAAUAGAGAGAGAGUUCUAUGAAUAAAAACAGAAACAUCGUAAUCAUGUGGAUCUGCACCAGCCCUGCAGCUAGUCCUGCAGCUAGCCCUGUAGCUAACCCUGCAGCUAACCCUGCAGCUAGCCAUGCAGCUAACCCUGCAGCUAACCAUGCAGCUAGCCCUGCAGCUAACCCUGCAGCUAACUCUGCAGCUAGCCAUGCAGCUAACCCUGCAGCUAACCCUGCAGCUAGCCCUGCAACUAACUCUGCAGCUAGCCCUGCAGGUAACCCUGCAGCUAGCCAGACAGACAACACAGUGGCUUGUUGGGCGGUGGGUCAGUGUUUUGAGUCAAUAAGGUUUGCCUUUUAACACUAAUUGUAUAUUUGUAUCCUUAUUCACACAAUGUCUAGUCAAGAUGAUCAUAACAAAGUUGGCCUAAAAAAUCAUUAGAAAAUGUAAAACGUUCUGUUUGUUUUAUUAGUUUCAUUUUUAAAUCCACUCUAUAUCUGGAUGGUUCUGAUAGAUAGAUAGAUAGAUAGAUAGAUAGAUAGAUAGAUAGAUAGAUAGAUAGAUAGAUACAGGAUCUCUCCCUCGAUCAGAAAGAAACGGUAAACCAAGUAGAUAGACCCAGCCCAGUCAGGACUAAACAAGCAAACAUUACCGUUAGCUAAUGUUAGCACGUACGGCAACCAUGACAACUGUGAUUCUACAACAGCCUGGCCCAGUUAUUAUCAGAUGUGUAGUUUUGACUUGAAGCUCAAGGAUUUUUUUACCUUGCCUGGGUAUCCCGAAGCCACCCAAAAUCAUUCAAGAGGGAAAAACAAUACACUAUCCCCUUUUUAUUAUUAUUAUUAUUUAAAAUGGCUCCCUUAACCCGAAUAUGAUCAUAAUAUUGACCAUUUGAAUGCCAUGUUGCCUUUAUGGUGAUGCGAUGAGUCUUCUGUAUAUAGCUAUCGAUCGGCCUGUUGAAAUAAUAUUAAGUGUAUUUAUACUUCAAAAAAUGUUUGUGUAAAUCAGAUGUGGAAAAAGCCUCCUGCAGUUUAUUUUAGACAAGGAGUAAUUAUUUUUGUAUGUAGUGAUGAUGAUGCUCUUGUUCUCACAGUUUAUGCGGGAAACAAUUCAUUCGCUGUUGAGAGUGAUUUAGAAGGUCCUGAAAAAGGGAUACAAUCUUUAUUCACAACUCAAAGGUCAUUAAGACGAUGAGAUGGAGAGAAGAUGGAGAGGAGAGAAGAGGAGAGGAGAUGAAGAGGAGAGGAGAGGAGAUGGAGAGGAGAGGAG
Messenger RNA from Oncorhynchus gorbuscha (pink salmon), 4613 nucleotides. RefSeq names its product dystroglycan 1 (gene dag1). The transcript is spliced from 2 exons. Gene Ontology annotation, molecular function: laminin binding; calcium ion binding. The record is from RefSeq and is a predicted model, not a curated record. Gene Ontology annotation, biological process: morphogenesis of an epithelium; axon guidance; nerve development. NCBI's taxonomy places the organism in Eukaryota, Metazoa, Chordata, Actinopteri, Salmoniformes, Salmonidae. The coding region runs from base 224 to 2857 and encodes 877 amino acids. Gene Ontology annotation, cellular component: basement membrane; dystroglycan complex; sarcolemma.